This is a messenger RNA of Desarmillaria tabescens, 921 nucleotides long. Its product is annotated as Pea pathogenicity protein 2. NCBI's taxonomy places the organism in Eukaryota, Fungi, Basidiomycota, Agaricomycetes, Agaricales, Physalacriaceae. Bases 175 to 861 code for a protein of 228 amino acids. The record is from RefSeq and is a predicted model, not a curated record. The transcript is spliced from 4 exons.
GGUUCGCGGGAAUGCCGAUUUGAACACGGACGCGCACCCUGUGUCCAUCCGCUCUCAGAUCGGAUGGAUGACGGAGCAGCUACCACGGGCUGUGAGAAUUCGCUACGAUGGCUAUAUAAGCACCGGACCAUCGUCUCUCACCAUGAUACCAGAGACCACGUCAAAGUGUGAAUCAUGCCUGACCUUCAUUCUCUACCCGCUGGAACACGCCCUGACCACGCAAUACGUAACAACGGGCCGGAUGAUCUGGCACUGGAGCGAUUCAAGCUUAGGGAACUUGCCGAAGGUUGGCCUAUGUACCGCGAUGCCCGGGAGUGGGCGAACUUUCGCUCGCUAUUCCAUCCUGGUGCUUUCGUGUAUACUACGUGGACAGGUCGUAUGCCUAUAGAAGACUUCAUCAAAGCGUCACAAGAUGGGAUGGACGAGGGUGCGAGUAUCAUGCAUCGCAUUCAUGGGUCCUCCGUUGAUCUCGCCGGCACGCGGGCGGUUGUAAAAAUGAAGGCCACGAUUACUCAGCGAUUUGAGUUGCCUCUCAAUGGCGCACUGGUAGAUGCGGAAUCCGACUGUCGUUUUUGUAUGUUCUUCGAAAAGGACACCUCUGGGAAGUGGGGGGCACGCUAUGUUAGGUGUUUCUAUGAGAAGGACAAGCUGAUCACUGUUGACCCACGCCACAUCCCCGAGAUCGAUGAUGAGAAACUGAAAGUUUUUCCGGUUGGUUAUCGGUACUUGGCCUAUUGUCAAGAGGCUUGUAUGCCAGGGAUUAAGGUCAAGAGGGACAUGCCAGGCGCGCGCGGCGAGGAGCAUGACCAAUUACUGAGGCAGGUGAAAGACUGGCUAGAUGGAAAGGAGAUGGAAGUGUAAAAUCUGUAAGUAGAUGGAUCUAUCGAUCAUGUUUCGUGUCUAUCGUUUGUAACGGCUACU